AUGAGUGAACAGAGCUAUAUUCUUGGCAAAUCUUCUUCUUAUAAAGAAGAAGAAGAAUACAUAUCACCUACAUUGUAUGAAAGCAGCUCGCACAAAUCUCUACAUUCCCUUCAAAACAAAAUUAUUUGUAAAAAAUCAUCAAGUAUUUCUUUAUCCAAUGAUUACGAAGAAUCUCAACAAGAACCUUUAAACUCUAAAGAACAUAUUAAUAAAAAAUUAAUAGAUUAUCAAAAACCUAAAAAUUCUACGAGUAGCAAAUCUUCAUCAAGCAAAAGCUCGGGCAGUGGCUCAAAAUCACCGAGAAUUCUAUCGAUUUCCGCAAUUGAGUCAUACAAAAAAGUUAUGAAUGAUUUAAUAGAACCAAAUUUGUCUCCCACGUCAAAUGACAGACCAAUCCCAUUGAAACCUUAUACUCCUAAGAAAAAGCAAAUUGUUCGUAAAUAUAACUUAGAUCUCUUCCGUUCUGAUAGCGAUGAUUCUACAAAAGAUUCAAAUGGAAAGAAGCCAGUAGGAGAAAGUAGGUAUUUAGCAGCUCACCCAGAUAAAAGUGACCCAUUUUACAAUACAGAUAGAACUAUUGAUGAUGUUACUACAAUUAUUGAAGAGGCAAUUCCACUUCAAAACAAAUCUCUAUACGCUGACGAUACUAUUGAAGAAGGCCAUUGCUCGCCAACUCCUCUUCAAAUCGGAAAUAAUCAAUAUCUCGAUAUGACAAUGACCACUGAAACGGGCAUUUUCUUCUCUUCCACCAUUGAUUACACUAAAAAGCGCCACUCUCCAAGCAAGAAAUUAUCACAUAAUGAGUUAGAUCAAAAUUCAAAAGUCAAACAAAGCAAAUACUUAGAAGAACUUACUACUCAAGAACAAUGA
Molecule: messenger RNA, 870 nt
Organism: Trichomonas vaginalis G3
Lineage: Eukaryota; Parabasalia; Trichomonadida; Trichomonadidae
Exons: 1
Coding region: 1-870 (289 amino acids)
Source: RefSeq, a predicted model, not a curated record